AUGAGAUGCAUUGCCCAUAUCCUUAACUUGGUUGUUCAAGAUGGCUUGAAGGAGUGUGAUUCUUCUGUUAAAGUUGUUCAAGAUGGCUUGAAGGAGUGUGAUUCUUCUGUUAAAAAGGUGAGGGAGGUUGUCAGAUAUGUUAGGAAUUCACCUGCUAGGCUAAAGAAGUUCAGGGAUUUGGUUAGGAAUUCACCUGCUAGGCUAAAGAAGUUCAGGGAUUUGGCUGAUUUGUUAGGAAUUGAGCAAAGGUCUUCUUUGUGUCUAGAUGUUCCAACCAGAUGGAACUCUACUUCUUCUUUGUGUCUAGAUGUUCCAACCAGAUGGAACUCUACUUAUUUGAUGUUACAAUCUGCUUUGACUUAUCAAAAAUCUACUUAUUUGAUGUUACAAUCUGCUUUGACUUAUCAAAAAGUCUUUUAUUUGAUGUUACAAUCUGCUUUGACUUAUCAAAAAGUCUUUGAAUCUUGUGAAGAGUCUGAUAUGACUUAUCAAAAAGUCUUUGAAUCUUGUGAAGAGUCUGAUAGUUCUUAUCAAAAAGUCUUUGAAUCUUGUGAAGAGUCUGAUAGUUCUUCCAAAUCUGACUUGGGUGAUUCUGUGCCUGAAUUUAUGGAUUGGGAAUCUGUUGGCAGUUUGGUGCAGCUGUUGAAAUGUUUUUAUGAUAUGACAGUUAGGAUUUAUGGAUCUUUAUAUGUGACUGCUAACACAUUUUUCAGUGAGAUUUCUGAUUUGUACUGCCUAUUAAAUGGAAUGGUGGAAGCUGGUGGGGCAGUGGGCCUUAUGGGGGAAAACAUGAAAUUAAAAUUUUCAAAGUAUUGGGGUGAUAUAGACAAGAUGAAUCUUAUGAUUUUCUAUGCAAGCAUUCUAGACCCCAGGGAUAAAUUAGAGUAUAUGUCUGUUCAAAUCAAUCAUAUGUAUGGUGAGGAGAAAAGAAAACCAUACUUUGCUAAAGUUCUUACUGGUUUUAAUGAGUUAUUUGAUGAUUAUUCUGCUGGCCAAUCUGUUCCUGCUUCUUCUGUGUCUGCAUCUGCUGGUAGUGCUAGUUCUGUAUCUGCCUCUGUCCAGUCUAUUGGAAGGCCACGACAUUUCCUCAAGUCCCAGAUUAAAAAACAAAGGUUGGAAGCAGGGGGGAAAAAAACUGAACUGGAUAUCUACUUGAGUGAGGCAAUAGUUGAGGAGGAUAACUCCUUUGACAUUCUGAGAUGGUGGAAGAUUAGUUCUGAAAGGUUUCCCAUCCUUUCUAAGCUUGCUAGGGAUGUCCUAGCUAUUCCUAUCUCAACUGUUGCCUCUGAAUCUGCUUUCAGUACAUCUGGGAGAGUAUUGGAUCCUUUUAGGAGUUCAUUAACUCCAAAAAUUGUGGAAGCUUUGGUGUGUACCCAGGAUUGGCUUAGGCAGCCAAAUACUCCCCUAUGUAUUGAGGAAAAUCUGGAAGACUUGGAGAGGUUUGAAAAAGAGUUUAAUGUUGAUCGUGGGAGUGGAAGGACUCUUGGUUCUACACUGGCUACAAUUCCUGAAGAGGAGUAG
This is a messenger RNA of Ipomoea triloba (trilobed morning glory), 1521 nucleotides long. RefSeq names its product zinc finger BED domain-containing protein RICESLEEPER 2-like. The record is from RefSeq and is a predicted model, not a curated record. The transcript is spliced from 3 exons. Gene Ontology annotation, molecular function: protein dimerization activity; DNA binding. The coding region runs from base 1 to 1521 and encodes 506 amino acids. NCBI's taxonomy places the organism in Eukaryota, Viridiplantae, Streptophyta, Magnoliopsida, Solanales, Convolvulaceae.